AUGCUGCAAAGAUCAUUAAGAGCACCGGCCUUUCGCGCCGCCCUCGCCAGUCUCUCUCCCCGCGCCACUCCAGCAUCUCUUCUCCCUCGCAUAUCAUCCUCUCUCGUACAGACGCGGCUCCUCUCUCAAGAAGUCCGCGCCGCCAUCGAUAGAGCCGUGGCCUCCGCACCAGUCGUGCUUUUCAUGAAAGGUACCCCCGAAACACCGCAGUGCGGAUUCUCCCGAACGUCGAUUCAGAUACUGGGCUUGCAAGGCGUGGAUCCGCGAAAAUUCACGGCUUUCAAUGUCCUGGAGGAUGACGAAUUGAGGAGUGGAAUCAAAGAAUACUCGGACUGGCCCACGAUUCCCCAGCUAUACGUCGACAAGGAGUUCAUCGGCGGCUGCGACAUCCUGAUCAACAUGCACAAGGACGGCAGUUUGGCGGAAUUACUGUCGCAGAAGAAAGUCAUCAUCACGGAGGACGGCGACGAGGAUGUCGAACCGACGCCAGCCGGAGGGGACAAGAGCGGCGGAGACGUGGAAGGCCACAAAGCACAAGAGGCGCGGGCAGAGACGGAGCAAAGCACCGGAGCGAGGUCGAAGGAAGCGAAGGGCGAGAGUUCGUGA
Messenger RNA from Fonsecaea erecta, 606 nucleotides. Its product is annotated as Grx4 family monothiol glutaredoxin. The record is from RefSeq and is a predicted model, not a curated record. The transcript is spliced from 3 exons. NCBI's taxonomy places the organism in Eukaryota, Fungi, Ascomycota, Eurotiomycetes, Chaetothyriales, Herpotrichiellaceae. Bases 1 to 606 code for a protein of 201 amino acids.